UCUUUGUUCUCCAUAAAGCAAACUUUAGAGAUUUAUCAUGUCUUUAACACUCACCCAUUGCAAGUUAUAGGGAGACCUAUGGAGGUAAACUUCACUGACAACAUCAUACGUACUUGAUCAAUUUAAUCAAUUAUAAUUACCCAGUAGAAGAGAAUAAUGACACAUCAAUAUCCACCAUAAAUUUUGUAUUAAUUUUCACAUUUUUUUCUUUUUAACUCUACACAGGACCAAAUACUGAUGGAUAUUAAGAACUAUCACCAACAGACACCAUUUAUUCUAUCUCUUUUGGAAGGCCAUCUUGGAAUGGUUCAUAUGUUCGUAUCAAAAGGGGUAGAUGUCAAUGCAGUUGAUAAAGAUGGUAAUAACUGUCUUCAUCAUGUAUUGAAAAGAGAGAUAUUUCACUCUGAAAGUGAACACAUGGAUGUCCUAGAUGAGAUUUGCUCUCACCUCAGCUUGAACAACGAAGACAGACUAUCUGCUGUUGCUGUAGCUUGUUAUUUAGCAGAGCAAGGAGCAAAUUUUCAUCACAAAAACAAAAAAAAUAGGACCCCUCUUGACAUCAUUGAUGAUUCGAAUUUAAAAGAGAAACUCAACAGAUUUGUGUCCACUCGUCUGCAAUGUUUAUUGUGCAAAGAUAACCAGGCCACUGUAAAAUUCUAUCCGUGCAAACAUACAGUAACAUGUUCGAAUUGCUAUUCCAAAAACAGGCUUAAAAAUUGUAUCCAGUGCCAACAUCCUAUAACCAGCAAGAGUGGAUUUGAGUGUCAAAAACUUGAAGAACGGGACCUCAUGAUGAUUAGCAAAUUGUUGGGAAGAAAAUGGUGGCAAGUAGGUAUCUUCUUAGGAAUCAAAGUUGUUGAACUGGAAAUUAUCAGAGGUGAUUGUCCACUUGAAAUUAUACAUCAAAGUUUCCAAAUGUUACACAAAUGGUUAAAUCGUAGUGCAACUGGGGAAUGCACAGUUAACCUCCUAAGAAAAGUUCUUGAAGAAGCUGAAUGUUUUGAUGCACUUGAUUACCUUCAGAAAAAUCAGGAAUUUCAAUGUAAUUGCUGAUUAUGAGUGUGUAUUUUAACUUAGAAUGGAGGAGUGUGAGGGAGAAAGAUAAACUUUAAAAAUAAAGAUAAACAUUUAUAUCCUGCAGUGUAAUGUUGAUAUAAGUACCUUUUCUAACACUUCUAUAGAUCACUUUCCUCUGUUUAGUCAAGAUUCAAAACCCAGUCCACACACCUGUUGCUUGUCAGAUGAAUGUCUGAUCCUUUGUCUUUUAUCUCUAUGUUGGGAAAUAAAUGAGAAACACCUGCCGGCCCCACCCCUCCAGAUCAAUUUAUUGUUUUAGGUCUGACCUACUGUCCGAACCUUAUAUAACCAAUUGAAAAGUUUGCUUCAACAUCUUUGGUUUUCAACCAGCUAACUGAGAGCAUAUCUAUCCUUGCACUUUUCAGUCGUCUGACAAAGAGCAUUAGCUGAAUGGAAAGGGACAACGCAAUUUUGACCCUUUGUUCCUCUUUGUCAGCAGACCAUAACUUGGCUUACACACACAGCUUCCAACACACACUAAGAGAGCACGAACAACACAUUAUACCAUUGUCAUCUAUACAACUACUACUAUGUCUGUGAUACUAACCACUGCCAGCUAAUAAAUCUGUAAAUAUCGUU
Messenger RNA from Octopus bimaculoides (California two-spot octopus), 1656 nucleotides. RefSeq lists its product as uncharacterized. Gene Ontology annotation, cellular component: BRCA1-A complex; BRCA1-BARD1 complex. Gene Ontology annotation, molecular function: ubiquitin-protein transferase activity; protein binding. The record is from RefSeq and is a predicted model, not a curated record. NCBI's taxonomy places the organism in Eukaryota, Metazoa, Mollusca, Cephalopoda, Octopoda, Octopodidae. Gene Ontology annotation, biological process: protein K6-linked ubiquitination; signal transduction.